GUAGAAAAAUGGGUUGUGUAUCCUCUAAAAAUUUUGAAGAAGAUGUCGUCAAAGACGAGACAGAAGACAUUCGUAUUCGUCUCUUGGUGGUUUUAGAAGAGUUUGGUCCUUGUGAGGUCCUCAACCUUGCCAUUGAAGAUCCGCAGGUCUACCAAGUUUGCAUAAAAGACGAUACACUAAGACAAGCUUGCAUCACUGCUGCCGUCAAAAGAUACCAUCAGGAGAAGUUUGAUGACGAAGACGUUCACAACAGAACCGUCAAUUACGUGCUGUUGUUGGACACAUUUAUCCAAGUUGAAGACACCAAUGAAGGGCCGAAGAUAGAAGAAGUGGUGGAGGAGGCUCAAUGUGAGCACCUACCCAUUGUCCAACGUCGGGACAAUAACCGUUCUGAUAAAAAUGGGGAAUGAAGAGUUCGUCUUACAACUUCAAAUUUUAAACCUAUUUUAUAUAUGAUCAUAUUUACAAUUUUUAAAUUUUAAACAUAAAUAUAUG
This is a messenger RNA of Tribolium madens (black flour beetle), 495 nucleotides long. RefSeq lists its product as uncharacterized. The transcript has 2 exons. Bases 9 to 410 code for a protein of 133 amino acids. Lineage: Eukaryota; Metazoa; Arthropoda; Insecta; Coleoptera; Tenebrionidae. The record is from RefSeq and is a predicted model, not a curated record.